This is a messenger RNA of Setaria italica (foxtail millet), 1327 nucleotides long. RefSeq names its product probable prolyl 4-hydroxylase 6. Gene Ontology annotation, biological process: peptidyl-proline hydroxylation to 4-hydroxy-L-proline. Gene Ontology annotation, molecular function: iron ion binding; L-ascorbic acid binding; procollagen-proline 4-dioxygenase activity. The transcript is spliced from 7 exons. The record is from RefSeq and is a predicted model, not a curated record. Gene Ontology annotation, cellular component: endoplasmic reticulum. Lineage: Eukaryota; Viridiplantae; Streptophyta; Magnoliopsida; Poales; Poaceae. Bases 198 to 1103 code for a protein of 301 amino acids.
CCGUUUCUGCUUCCGCGCCUCCGGACCCCCACGCCAUUCCCGUGGGCGCCGCGGGCGUGCCGGUGCCGCCGAAUCCCCGCCUUUCCCUCCUCUGUUCCCGCUGACGCCGCCUCGUCGCCGCCGGUUAUUAAAAUAACCGAGAGAAACCGACGCGGCCACCUCCGCCCGCCGUGCUCCUCCAACUCCCGUCCGUCCCCAUGGCGCCGCCGCCCGCCCUGCUCCUCCUCGCCGCCCUCGCGCUCGCGCUCUGCCGGAGCACGGCCCUCUCCGACGCCCACGGCGGCGGCGGCGGCUUCUACGACCCGGCGCGCGUCACCCAGCUCUCCUGGCGGCCCAGGGCGUUCCUGUACAGCGGCUUCCUCUCCGACAGCGAGUGCGACCACCUCGUCAAUCUGGCGAAGGGGAGCAUGGAGAAGUCGAUGGUGGCGGACAACGACUCCGGGAAGAGCGUCAUGAGCCAGGUGCGCACCAGCUCCGGCACCUUCUUGGCCAAGCACGAGGAUGAAAUCGUCUCUGGGAUUGAGAAGCGUGUAGCUGCUUGGACAUUUCUUCCCGAAGAAAAUGCUGAAUCAAUGCAAGUUCUGCACUAUGAAAUUGGUCAAAAGUAUGAUGCCCAUUUUGAUUAUUUUCAUGACAAAAACAACCUGAAGCGUGGUGGUCAUCGAAUUGCCACUGUACUUAUGUACCUGUCGGAUGUCAAGAAGGGUGGAGAGACUGUAUUUCCAAGUGCUGAGGGUGGCCAUUUGCAGUACAAGGAUGAAACUUGGUCAGAUUGUGCAAGAUCUGGUCUGGCAGUGAAGCCGAAAAAAGGAGACGCACUCCUGUUCUUCAGUCUUCAUGUCAACGCAACAACUGAUACAAGUAGUCUUCAUGGAAGCUGCCCAGUAAUUGAGGGUGAGAAAUGGUCUGCCACGAAAUGGAUUCAUGUCCGAUCAUUCGAUAAUCCUCCAAAUGUGAGGACAGAUGCGCCAUGUUCAGACGACAACGACCUCUGCCCUAAAUGGGCUGCUAUUGGGGAGUGUUACAAGAACCCAACAUACAUGGUGGGUACCAAGGAUACUCUUGGAUUUUGCCGCAAAAGCUGCGGGCUCUGUGAUGCCUGAACUACUCACCAAUCUCAACGUGCUGUGCUGUGGGGUGUUAGGCCGCUAUUGUUUGCAUCCCUAUCGGGUUUUCUGUUACUGGCUUGUAAAUAACAGGUGAGGCAGGUCCUUGAGUAGUAUCGGAGUAAUGUUUACUCUUUUGCAUACUACAUGAAAAUUGACCUUGCAGGUUACAACAUCUUGAUAUAAGAGUAAUGAAAUUUUGGUCAGGAUUAUGGCUGCAU